This is a messenger RNA of Hypomesus transpacificus, 3710 nucleotides long. It is a transcript of the gene tmem178bb, whose product is annotated as transmembrane protein 178B. Gene Ontology annotation, cellular component: membrane. Lineage: Eukaryota; Metazoa; Chordata; Actinopteri; Osmeriformes; Osmeridae. The record is from RefSeq and is a predicted model, not a curated record. The transcript is spliced from 5 exons. The coding region runs from base 430 to 1314 and encodes 294 amino acids.
AUAGUGAAGAAACAUCUUCGAGAGGCUUGCUGUGAAUAUUUGAACUCCAAACACAUAGGCUUUAGUUUCCGGCUGCGUUUGGAAUAAAUGAGAUAACUAAAGCAUUUAUGGCGGCAAAUUGCAUGGGAAGGGCAACGGAUGGACGUUGAGCGAGGAAUGAGAUAAGCAUCUUUUCACUCGUCGAGUUGUACCCGCGCAGCUGCUGCUCACUCCCCUGCAGCAGCAAAGGCUUCGCAGGACAUCAUUCGGCGGCUGAAACGAAGACAUUGCCUUGUGCUAUCUAGAUUAACUUCAAUUGUAUGUCGGCACCUCGACGAUGGUAUCAAUGUUGGUUUUAAGGGGUGAUGUAAGCUGAAUUGUUGGAUGCGGUUGCACGCAGAGGACCUGUCCAUAUGCUGAGGUGCUGAUGCGGCUUUGAGAGAAGCGAGCAUGGCUGCCGGGAAGUUGCUGCUCUACGCCGGGCUCUCCCUCUCUCUCUGCGCUCUGGGUAUGCUAGCGGUGGCUAUCUGUUCCGACCACUGGUACGAAACGGACGCCAGGAGGUAUAGGGAACGGUGCCGAAGUUUCUCCAGCCGCCGGAAGGUCCCGGGCUUUAUUUACAUCCCAAACAACAGUCUCCCGUUGCGCGCUAGCCGAUCCAGGCUGGACCACUGGGAGGAGAAGCUGCUGUUGGCUCGCAAUCGCCGGCAGCUGUUCGCCAUGAGCGCCGCGGACGAGUGCAGCAGGCAGUACAAUUCUACCAACAUGGGACUGUGGAGCAAAUGUCAUCGACUGGGCUUCGACCAAGAUAUCGAAGACCUCAUUCGGAAAGGUUCACUUGUGCGGUGCUCCUACAUCAAGUACCAUUACUCCUCGGCGACAAUACCCAAGAAUUUGUCCUACAACAUCACCAAAACCAUCCGGCAAGACGAGUGGCACUCCUUACACUUGCGGCGGAUGACGGCAGGCUUCAUGGGCAUGGCGGUGGCCAUCAUCCUGUUCGGCUGGAUUGUCGGCGUGCUGGGCUGCUGCUGGGACCGCGGCCUCAUGCAGUACGUAGCUGGGCUGCUCUUCCUCAUGGGAGGCACCUUCUGCAUCAUCUCCCUCUGCACAUGCGUGGCCGGCAUCAACUUUGAGCUCUCCCGCUACCCGCGCUACCUGUACGGCCUCCCCGACGACAUCGGCCACGGCUACGGCUGGUCCAUGUUCUGCGCCUGGGGCGGCCUGGGCCUCACGCUCAUCGCCGGCUUCUUCUGCACGCUGGCACCCUCCGUGCAGCCCAUCCCCCGCUCCACCUGCCCCAAGACUCGCCAGGAGAAUGGCACGGUGUGCUAGAGGACCGGGGCCCGCCCACCGCGGGCGCCUGACGGGACAGCCGAGAAGAGGCGACAAAGAAAAACGUCCAAAAACGUGCAAACUAAUCCCACGCGUUCAUUUCGAAAUCAUCUCCGUGCUUUCCCGGUUGCGGACGUGUUUUUGGUUUCUUUUUCCUUUUUUUAUCGUGUGUGCGUGUGUGUAAUAUAAUGGGUGUCUUGAAUCUGGUAUCUUGAAAAAUUACAGUAAAAAAAUAAUAAGACAGAGAAAUAUAAUCAACAAUCUGAAGUUGUGUUAGUCUGUUGUGGUGGAGCAGGGAUGCCCAGAUGGAUGUUCCACGACGAUGCCUUCUUUCAAGGAACGUUAGGGAAACAUUGUGGGAGAAUGUCCCGGAAAAUGGGAGGGGGUGGAGGGAGCAACGCAUGACUACAUCUCGGACUGUGGCACAGCUGUGAUGCUCAGUAAUCGAAACGAUGGGCCAUCUGAACUUCACAAGCCUGUCCUUAGUGUUUGGACACAUAGCAGCGGGUAGCUGAUGUCAGACAAGGAAGUAUUAUGCCUGACACCAAUGAAAACUGAUGCUAAACGAGCUCGCUGAAACUAGACAUGCAAGACUAGCCUAGUCUGACUGUGGUGGAACUGUUACGAAUGGCACAUUUAUUUCUCCAAAGGAGGGGGAAUCUCUCCUGGACAACAUGACUUCUGGUGGAGCCUCCUGUGGGAUUUUCGGGAACUCGGAAAAACGAAGAGGGAGAAAGCGAACGAGGGCUUAAUCACAUUGACUUGCCUAAUGAACAAAAUGCAGCAGUUAUGGCUUGGUUGACUAAUCGUGUAUGCUUGAGUGGUUUCACCUGAUUGGUAGGCGACUGCUGAGCACAUCCCAGGAUAACUCCACUCUUGUACAUUAUUGUACAGAAUAUUCCAGAUAAACUACAGCCGGGACAAAUUCCAAUGUCGGAGCAUUUUCAUUCUCGUUAUAUAGGGCAUCCUCUAAAAUCCUUUCAAACGUUCCAGUAUCAUUUAACAUUUUAUACAUGCAUUCCACUUUCUCCCAUUUGUGUCUAUUCCUUUUUACUGGAUUGAAACCCCUUCCAUCCUUAGUGAGUGAGCUGUUGUUUGAUCGUGUAUGGAGCGAGUGGAACGUUUGUUUUUAUUACAUCGUAGUCAUAGAAGUGUGUGUGGGUGUUUUGCGGUCUCUGUAGAAAAAAAAAAAAACUGUUGUAGAAAUUAUUAUAUUAUGACAAUAAAGUCAAGCUCUGCCUUUAGGUGACAUAUGAAGGUGGAGUCUUUGAUCUGAAAAGAAAAAACAAAACAAUGAAAAUAGAAAGAUGCAGUAUCCUGUUUAAACGGCACACCCUACUUUGGUCUUGACAUCUUUGUGGGGGGAGGGAGUGGUUUUCCCCGUGGACGGGGCUCAAAAAGACAGGCUUGCUAGCGAGUUGUGCCGACGCCAUGCUGCGCCUGCCUUAAGCGCGUCUGUAAGUGAUUUAUUACAUCUGAUGGGAACACGCCGACUAUCUUCCUGGGGAAAUCUGUGUGCGUCUAAAGAGAGGCCCCGACUGCUCCUCCAAACACCCGGCUCUUGCUCCGUGUGUUUCCGGGAGACGGCAGGUUUCCUGCGGGGCCCUCCGAGUGAAUCGAGGACAAGUGUGGAAGCUCGUGGUUUAAGGGGAGCGUCCUGCUCCCGUUUCAUCAUGUCCCUCAAAUGGAGUGGGUUGAAACAUGUUUGUUUUUUUUCUUCAUAAGGCAAGCACAAGUCAUUCCGUAGUAGCGUAAAACUGCAAGCACCAUUUUGCUAGGAUUGGGGAGAAAGCCCUGCUGUGCUUUCCAGGUCAUGUUGAAACGAUGUCGCCUUGUUUGUAUUUCAGCCACCAUCUUCUUUACCUGCUCAUAUUUCAUACACAUACCUCUGCUUCUCAGCCAGCUCCAUAUUUAGGUAUUUUAUUUAUUUUUGGCCUUGGCAGGACACAGAGAACCCCGGCCAAACAGACGGUGAUGUAUGUUGUCAUUUGUCAUACUCUCCUUUCCUUCCCUUUAUGAUGCUACACAGGACCCUGACCUCUACAAAAGGUCAUGUGACCUUGCUUAUGGUGAUGCGUUUGACAGAGAAAACAUGAAAAAGACAUUGGCAUUAAAACUUGAACCUUCACCUUAACAGAAACAGUAAAUCCUAAUUUCGAGUGUAAUUUAAACAUGACCACAAACAUCACGGGCGUCUUUCAAAAGACCAAACAUUUCUCGUGCACCAUGAACAGGGGCGUUUCUACACGGGGGUCUACAGGGGCCGGUGCCCCUGUAAAAAUGUCCUUGGCCCCCCCUGUGCUGACUAAAUAACUGACUUUUUUACACACGUUUUUCUUCUUCUAGUAGUCAUCAUAAACCGAGGAGGGACAUUGCAGCCUUUUUUGCCCCCAAUA